This is a messenger RNA of Mesocricetus auratus (golden hamster), 1379 nucleotides long. It is a transcript of the gene Mrpl48, whose product is annotated as mitochondrial ribosomal protein L48. NCBI's taxonomy places the organism in Eukaryota, Metazoa, Chordata, Mammalia, Rodentia, Cricetidae. The transcript is spliced from 9 exons. Bases 1 to 945 code for a protein of 314 amino acids. The record is from RefSeq and is a predicted model, not a curated record. Gene Ontology annotation, cellular component: mitochondrial ribosome.
AUGAUGGAGCCGGAGGAGCCGCCGCCGCCGCCUCAGCCCACAGACCUCUCCCAGACCGCUGCACACGCGCAGCGCUCGGGCUCCCACAGCAGCCGCCACCACCGCAACCCAACCCGCCGAGUGCGCGAGCCUCUGGCGCGGUGCGGGGCGAGUCCGGGCGCGAGCCUGCCGCCCCGCCGGUCUCGGGUGUGUGUGCGUGCGUGCGUGCGCGUCACCGCCAGCGCCUUCCUGGCUUCCCCAGCUCUCCCGGCUCCUCCCGUGCGGCGGAGAAAGGGGCCGCUUAGGUUUCGACCAGCGCUGGAGAAGCCAGGAGGAGGCGGAACCGAGUUCCGGGUGCUGGGCCUGUGGAAAGAUACCGUUUCUAAGCAAGCCUUUUCUCUCCUAAGAUUCAGAAUUUUGGGAGAGAAUCCCAUUUGUUCUGCAGGUGGUAUUCUGCUGAGGCCCAGGCGGCACCACAAGACAAAGCCCACUCAUGGCAUCGGCAGAUACAAACACUUGGUCAAAGUGCCAGAGCCUAAAAAGAAGAAAGCAAAAGUGGGUGCCAUUAAUCUGGGGACAGAUUAUGAAUAUGGUGUCUUAAAUAUCCACCUGACUGCUUAUGACAUGACUGUGGCAGAAAGCUAUGCCCAGUAUGUCCACCGCCUCUGCAACCAGCUCUCCAUCAAAGUAGAGGAAAGUUAUGCAAUGCCCACCAAAACCAUAGAGGUGAUGCGGCUACCAGACCAAGGCAACAAAAUGAUCCUAGACUCAGUCCUUACCACCCAUGAGCGAGUGGUUCAGAUCAGCGGUCUGAGUGCCACGUUUGCAGAGAUUUUCUUGGAAAUACUCCAGAGCAACCUUCCAGAAGGAGUCCAGUUGUCAGUGAGGGAGCACUCUGAAGAAGACUUCAAGGGAAGGUUCAAAGCUCGGCCAGAACUGGAAGAAUUGUUGGCCAAGCUGAACUGAACACCGCAGCCUUUCAUGUCACUCUGGUACUCAGAGUUCUUCCUGCAUGAUGAGUCAUAAGCAGGAGUGGAUACUCAUACUACGAGUGUCUCCUGUGUCUGUGACAUGCUGUGCUACCACUUAACCUUAGGAAAACCUAGGGUCUUCUCCACCUAAUAAAAAUCUGCUGUGACCACUGUGUGUGUAGCAGUUACCCAGUAGUUGAUCUUUAAAGAAUUCUGUUUUUCCUUGUCUAAACAUGUUCUCAUUCCACAAUACUUUUUCAAUUAGAGUGAAUUCAUCCUUUAAAGUGAUUUGGUGUUAACUAAUUAUUUGUUUGAGUCAAGGGCUCUUAUGUACCCUGGCUGUUUUGAAACUUGUUGUAUAGAUGAGGGUCUGUCACCCUCCUCCAAUUCCCACCCUCCGAAUGCUGGGAUUAAAGGUGUAUGCCACUA